UGAAUAUAUUCUCCUCAAACCCCAAACUUAUAUGAAUAAUUCGGGAGAAUGCAUUGCGGCCUUUUUGAACUACUUUCGUAUCCCUUUGGAUGACUUGCUGGUAAUUUAUGAUGAGAUUGCUUUGCCCUGGGGGAAAUUUCGUUAUCGUGGCCAAGGUUCGUCAGGCGGACACAAUGGAAUGAAAAAUAUUAUUAAAUUAUUAGGAAGUAAGGAUUUUAAAAGGUUGCGAGUUGGCAUUGGCUAUGACCGAAAUUUCCUGAUUAGAGAUUGGGUUUUACGGAACUUUUCCCAAUCGGAAAGAGAAGAAAUAAGGAAAAUAAUGCCUAAUUUACUUGAUGGUUUGUUGGAAUGA
Ambispora leptoticha is the source of this 352-nucleotide messenger RNA. NCBI's taxonomy places the organism in Eukaryota, Fungi, Glomeromycota, Glomeromycetes, Archaeosporales, Ambisporaceae. The record is from the annotation of a GenBank genome assembly.